GACACCCAAGGUGCAAUCAGGCUUGUUCUUCGCGGUUUGGAGCGUGUGGAGAGGGAGAAAGCACUUCUUUUGCAUCAUCGAACCUGGGCAAGAUGGAUGAUGUCACAUUUGACCUUGAAAUUCAUGUUGGGGGAUGUUUUGUGGAGGAGCCAACCAUACAAUAUGUGGGUGGGUCUGUACGUUUACUGACAGAGAUUGACCCUGACAAGUUGAGUUACUUUGAAAUUAGGGAUUUAUGCCAUCUAGUUGGUGCUCCUAAGGAACACAGUAGAUAUAAGUAUUUAAUUCCUGAUGGUGAUCUACAGCAUGAUUUAAGAGACAUAGAAACAGAUACAGAUGUCGUAAACAUGACUAACCUUCAUAAGGCAUGGUAUGCUGAAAAAAUCAUAAUCUAUACUGACAUAGAUGUGGAGCCAUUGGCAGUUGAGUAUCCUGAUGCAGGGGGAGUGGCAGAUGGUGGCGUAGGUGGUGAUGCAAGGGGAGUGGCAGGGGGAGUGGCAGGUGGUGUAGGUGGUGAUGCAGGGGGAGUGGCAGAUGGUGUAGGUGGUCAUGCAGGUGGUGAUGUAAGUGGUGAUGCAGCAAGGGUUGAAAUAGAAUUGGAUAGUGAUGAUGAUGAAGAUGAUGAGAAUGAUGAUGAGAGUGAUGAUGAAGAAGAUGUUGAGGAUGUUGACAUUGAUGCAAGAGAUGAAGAACAGAAUGUUGAAGGAGAUGAUGAUGAUGAUGAUGAUGAUGAUGAUGAUUGGCUAAAUGAAGGCCUAGAGGGGGAUGGCUUUGGUGAUGAUGUAUUUGCUGCUCAAAAAUCAGCUCCACAAGGUUCUGCUCCCAAUACAAACCCAGAAUCAAGCAAUGCACCCCACACAGCCCCAGAAUCAAGCAAUGCACCCCACACAGACCCUGAGUGGGCUGAGCCAGCCCUUGAGGAUGACCUGGUAAGCAUGGAUGGGUCUGAUGAUGAGCAGGAACCUGAGCAAGUGGAGUUUAAUGCUAAGAGUGACAUGAGAAAUGUUGUACUGAAGAAGGAGAUGAAGUUCCCUAAUGCAAAGGUGUUCAGAGCUGCUUUGAGGGAGUAUGCAAUCAAAAAACCUGUUGACAUCAAAUUCAAGCUGAAUGAGAAGACCAAGAUAUCAGUUCACUGCAAGAAUGGGUGUGGGUGGAGAUGUUAUGCAUCUCAAAUAAGUGGAGAGCUAACAUUUCAAAUUAAGACCUUGACUGAUGAGUGUACUUGUCCCAAGUCUUUCAAAAACAGCCAAGCAACAUCAGCUUAUGUUGCUAAGAGGUUCGUUGAGGAUUUUAGCAAAAAUCCAAAUUGGGAGGUGAGUGGUGUACACAACCAUGUGAUGCAAAAUUUAUUUGUUGACCUAAGUGUAAACCAAGUGUAUAGGUCAAAGAGAAAGGCAAAGGAUUUGAUAAAUGGAGAUGAGCAACUGCAAUAUGGUGUCCUUAGGGACUAUGCACAAAUGAUAACCACUGUAGACAAGGGGAGUAGGGUUAUAUUGCAGACAGAAAUGGCUGAGGAGACUUCCCAGCCAAAAUUUAAGAGGAUGUAUGUUAGGUUCAAUGCUCAGAAGGUAGGAUUUUUAGGUGGAUGCAGGCCAUUUAUAGGUUUAGAUGGUUGUCACAUAAAGCACAGAUUUGGUGGGCAAAUCUUAUCUGCCACUGCCAAGGAUGCAAAUGACAACAUUUUUCCAGUAGCCAUGGCUGUUGUGGAACAAGAAACCAGGGAGUCUUGGAUAUGGUUUUUGGAAAUUUUUGCUGAUGAUAUAGGGAGGCCAGAGGAGCUUCAGUUGGUCUUCAUUUCUGAUAGGCAAAAGGGGCUUAUACCUGCAAUAGAGACACUAUUCCCUACCGUGGAGCAUAGAUACUGUGUGAAACACAUCUACAACAAUUUCAAAGUUGAUCACAAGGGAUUGGAGCUGAAGGAUGCAUUGUGGAGGUGUGCUGCUGCCACAACAGCAAGGGAGUUUGAGAGAUGCAUGCAGUACAUAAGGGAUUUGGAUGAAAAGGCAUAUGAGUAUCUUGCAAACAUUGCACCUGCACAGUGGACAAGGUCACACUUCACUCAUAGGGCCUUAACAGAUUGUUUGGUAAAUAAUUUGAGUGAGUCUUUUAAUGCAAUGAUAUUGAAGUCUAGGGACAAGCCUAUCUUGGCAAUGUUGGAGUGGAUUAGGGUUAGACUUAUGACUAGGCUUUACACAAAAAGGGAAGGGAUACAGAAGUAUGCUGGAAAGUUGUGUCCAAGCAUACAAGAUAGGUUGGAGAAAUUGAAGGUUGAAAGUAAGGCAUUUAGUGCUACCCCAGCUGGUAGUUUCCUUUAUGAGGUAGGCAGUCAGUAUGAGAGGCAUGUAGUUGAUUUGGUGAAGAAGACAUGUAGUUGUAGGUCUUGGGAUUUAAAUGGCAUUCCCUGCAAACAUGCCAUAACAGCCAUUUAUACAAACAUUGAGACACCAGAAGACUAUACCCACCCAUGCUACUUCAAAGAAACUUACAUGGAGAUAUACAAGGAGGUACUUCCUCCCAUGCCUGGCCAGUCAGAAUGGGCUGAGACUGGACAGCCUGCUCCCCUGGCACCUCACAUAUACAAACCACCAGGCAGACCACCCAAGCAAAGAAAGAGGGCUUCUGAUGAGCCUAGGAACCCUUACAAAGCAAGUAGACAGAAUAGACCUGUAAGAUGUGGGAAAUGCAAAAAGGAAGGGCAUAACUCAAGAGGGUGCAAGGCUGGCAUCACUGGGGAGACACCAUGGCAGAGGAGACAGAGACUUCAAAGAGAAAAAGCUGCAAGGGAAGGGGUGCCUGCACCUAGAUCUGCACCUCAGCCUGCACCUCAGCCUGCACCUCAGCCACCAUCCCAGCAGCCUACACAGACCUACAACAUGAUGUCUGCCACUCAGCCUUCAUCCUCACAGCAAGGAAAUCAACCUAGGCCAUCUCACAAGAGAGCAGGAUGGUUCUCUUCCUCGCAACCAGAGUUUCACACACCUAGGGAGACCUGGGAUACCUUACCAAGUUCUUCACAGCCUUCACAUGCAAGUGGAAGCACUGGUGGUGUGAGGACUAGAGGACAGCUUGCUGCACAAAGGCCACCAAAAAUGAAUCUAGUGGGUGGAAAGAGGAAAAAGUAAAGGCAAGAAAUGAAUGAAGCUAGUGGGUACGCAUGCCAGCAUUGGAAGUAAACCUAGUGGGAACAUGUGGGCCUUUUUGGUUUUUUUUUUUUUGUGAAGACCACUGUUGGCCUUUUGUAAUUAUCAAUUAGUGUAAAAAACAGUCACUGCUGGCCUUGGAAUGUGCUUUUUUGUAAUUAAGGUACAAUAUGGAAGUUGUGAUAUUACAGUUUGUAUGGAACAAUAUUUGUCCAAACUAGAUUAUAUGGAAGUUUAUUUAUUG
Messenger RNA from Quercus robur (English oak), 3384 nucleotides. RefSeq lists its product as uncharacterized. The transcript has 5 exons. The record is from RefSeq and is a predicted model, not a curated record. Bases 93 to 3122 code for a protein of 1009 amino acids. Lineage: Eukaryota; Viridiplantae; Streptophyta; Magnoliopsida; Fagales; Fagaceae. Gene Ontology annotation, molecular function: zinc ion binding.